CGUACUGUUAAAUAUCGAGCACUACAUUUCAAUCUGUUUCUAAUACAUUUCUGUAUGUAUUUCUUAAAAGUUAAGAUGCAGUACACUUUAAAAAUGACAAAGUGCUCUAAGUUUUUAAAUAAGUAUAAUAUUGUGACUCAACAUAAACGUAGUUUGCAACUAAGUAGUUCGCAAAGACAGAAUAUGAGUAAAUUGCUUCCACAAAAGGAAGAAUUUCAAGCGAGACACAUUGGACCCAGAGAACACGAACAAAUAGAGAUGUUAAGACUAAUUGGAUUUAAGAGUCUUGAUGAAUUAACGGAAACCGCAGUACCAGCUAAAAUUCUUCACAAGGGAAAUUUAAAUCUCGAUGAGCCAGUUACUGAGUACGAUUUGAUAAAGAGGAUCACAAAACUUUCGGAAAUGAAUGACGUAUGGCGUUCUUACAUAGGCAUGGGGUACCAUAAUUGUUGCGUACCACAUACGAUUAUGCGUAACAUUUUUGAAAAUCCUGGAUGGACAACGCAAUAUACUCCUUAUCAACCAGAGAUUUCACAAGGACGGCUCGAAGGUUUACUGAAUUAUCAAACCAUGAUAUGUGAUUUUACGGGGAUGGAUGUGGCGAAUGCUUCCCUCUUGGAUGAAGGGACAGCGGCAGCGGAGGCUUUGGCACUUGCGCAUAGAUAUAAUAAGAGAAAAAAGUUGUUUGUCUCCGACCAAGUACAUCCUCAGACAAUUAGUGUUAUCGCAACACGCGCCGCUUCCUUAAGUUUGCCCUUAGUAAUUGGUGAUGUAUUUAAAGUAGACACUAGCGGAAAAGAUAUUGCCAGUAUUCUUGUACAGUAUCCCGAUACAAAUGGCUGCAUCCACGAUUUUGAAGAUGUUGUUAAAAGGGCGCACAUUAAUGGGACACUCGUCUGCGCUGCUACCGACUUACUAGCGUUAGCUCUGCUUCAACCACCGAGUGAUUUCGAUGUCGACAUAUGCGUGGGUACGAGCCAGCGUUUUGGAAUUCCUCUUGGAUAUGGUGGACCUCACGCUGGAUUCUUUGCGUGCCGACAGCAAUUAGUGCGCUUAAUGCCUGGCAGAAUGAUAGGUGUUACGAGAGAUUCUAAUGGAGAGGACGCUUAUCGUUUAGCCCUUCAAACACGCGAGCAACACAUCAGAAGAGAUAAAGCCACCAGCAAUAUUUGUACCGCACAAGCGUUACUCGCUAAUAUGUCCGCAAUGUAUGCGGUAUAUCAUGGACCUCAGGGAAUACGAGACAUUGCGAGUAGAGUGCACAAUUUGACGCUAGCUUUGGCGAAGGGUUUGGAGGUUGUUGGAAACGCAAUAAAUAAUAUAUAUUUCUUCGAUACUAUUACAGUGUCGCCAAAGAUUUCUGUACAAGUGAUAAAGGAAAAUGCGAAUAAGGCUAAAAUAAACUUAAGAUAUUUUAACAACGGUACGAUUGGAAUAGCUCUUGAUGAGACGACGACAGCAGAGGACGUGAAUGAUCUUUUUAAGAUAUUUGCAGCGAAUAUUACAGUUGAAGAAGUGGUCAAAGAUGAAAGCUUCCUCGCGAGAAGUUUGGACAAGUCAGAUUUCCAUCGUACUAUUUCGUACUUACAGCACCCUGUCUUCAAUAGCUAUCAUUCGGAGACAAGAAUAGUUAGAUACAUGAAGUCUUUGGAAAACAAGGAUGUAUCCCUCGUACAUAGUAUGAUUCCACUGGGUUCUUGCACAAUGAAGUUGAAUUCAACAACAGAGAUGAUGCCUUGCAGUUUGAAAGGUUUCACAGACAUACAUCCUUUCGCUCCGCUCGAGCAGACUGAGGGAUACCAACAAUUAUUUGCCGAGCUGGAACGAGAUCUGUGCGCAAUCACCGGCUACGAUGGUAUUAGUUUCCAACCAAAUAGUGGAGCACAAGGUGAAUACGCGGGUUUGAGAGCUAUACAAUGUUAUCAUGAGUCAAGGGGAGACAAACAUCGACAAGUCUGUUUGAUUCCGAUAUCCGCGCAUGGCACAAAUCCCGCAUCCGCUCAAAUGGCAGGUAUGCAGGUGGAACCUAUCCUCAUACGAAAGGAUGGUUCUGUUGAUAUGAUGCACUUAAAAAAAAAGAUCAACAAAUACCAAAAAGCAUUAUCAUGUUUGAUGAUCACGUAUCCAUCGACAAAUGGAGUAUUUGAAGAGACGAUUAGUGAUAUAUGCAACAUGGUACACAACGCCGGUGGUCAAGUAUAUUUGGAUGGCGCCAAUAUGAAUGCUCAAGUUGGCUUGUGUCGACCUGGUGAUUAUGGCAGUGACGUGUCACAUCUCAAUCUACAUAAAACGUUCUGCAUUCCUCACGGGGGUGGCGGACCUGGUAUGGGUCCUAUUGGAGUGAAGCGACAUCUUAUACCUUUUCUGCCGAAUCACCCAGUAAUAAAUUGUUCGGGUAACGACCAUAGUGAUUUAAAGAAUCUCGGUUCUGUAUCCGCCGCGCCUUUCGGAUCAUCCGCCAUUCUACCGAUUUCGUGGGCUUAUAUCAAGAUGAUGGGUCCGAGAGGCUUAUGCAAGGCUACGCAAGUGGCAAUUCUUAAUGCCAAUUACAUGAGCAAGAGAUUGGAGAAGUAUUAUAAAACGUUGUACAAGGGUGAGACUGGCCUGAUUGCGCACGAGUUCAUCCUAGAUGUAAGAGACUUCAAGAAAACUGCCAACGUUGAGGCCGUUGAUAUUGCGAAGAGAUUGAUGGAUUAUGGUUUCCACGCACCGACCAUGAGUUGGCCGGUAGCUGGUACUUUAAUGAUCGAACCGACCGAAUCCGAGGACAAGACUGAGUUGGACAGAUUUUGUGAUUCUUUAAUCUCUAUAAGAAAAGAGAUUGCGGACAUUGAAGAAGGAAAAUUAGAUAUUGUACAGAAUCCUUUAAAAAUGGCACCUCACACUCAGAAGCAAGUUAUAACAACCGAAUGGAAUCGACCAUAUUCGCGAGAGUUGGCAGUUUUUCCUGCUACAUUUGUGAAAGGAAGCAACAAGAUUUGGCCAAGCGUUGGAAGGAUAGACGACAUAUAUGGCGAUAAGAAUCUAUUUUGUACGUGCCCACCUAUUUUGCCUACAGAUAAUUAACAUCACAAUUGUGAUGUUAUAUUUAUAUACCCUAUUGUACAGUUACUUAGUUAUGUAAUGCAGGACUAUUUAAAUAUUUAUUGUAACUUUUAUACAAAUAUAUUAUUUAUAUAAAACAUAAUGUUUUUUUAUCUAUAUGACAGUAGACGAAAUAUAACGAGAAUCUGUCUUUAAGAUUAAAUUUUUAAAUGAACAUUAUCUUUCUUUUCACGCUCGCAGAUAUAUUUUUUUUAAA
Messenger RNA from Acromyrmex echinatior (Panamanian leafcutter ant), 3301 nucleotides. RefSeq names its product glycine dehydrogenase (decarboxylating), mitochondrial. Gene Ontology annotation, molecular function: glycine dehydrogenase (decarboxylating) activity; pyridoxal phosphate binding; glycine binding. Gene Ontology annotation, biological process: glycine decarboxylation via glycine cleavage system. The record is from RefSeq and is a predicted model, not a curated record. Lineage: Eukaryota; Metazoa; Arthropoda; Insecta; Hymenoptera; Formicidae. Gene Ontology annotation, cellular component: mitochondrion; glycine cleavage complex.